This is a messenger RNA of Macadamia integrifolia, 1855 nucleotides long. Its product is annotated as monothiol glutaredoxin-S17. The record is from RefSeq and is a predicted model, not a curated record. Bases 133 to 1620 code for a protein of 495 amino acids. Lineage: Eukaryota; Viridiplantae; Streptophyta; Magnoliopsida; Proteales; Proteaceae. The transcript is spliced from 3 exons.
AGCAUCUCUUUUGUCUUCCAUUCUAUUGUAGCUUCUUUGCUAAAAGGCGCGGCGCCUCUUUUCCGUUUAUUUUAUUUCUUAAUUCUACUACUAGUCCUCUCUUCCGAAGAGGGGAUUCAGGAGUGAUCAAGCAUGGGUGGUUCUGUGAAGGAUCUGAAGUCAAAGGAGGAGCUUGAUGAUGUGCUCCGCCAAGGGUCACCAGUUAUUCUCCAUUUUUGGGCGUCGUGGUGCGAAGCGUCCAAGCACAUGGAUCAAGUCUUUUCCCAUCUCGCCACCGAUUUUCCCAAUUCUCAUUUCUUCAGGGUUGAAGCUGAAGAACAACCAGAACUCUCCGAGGCCUAUUCCGUUUCUGCAGUUCCUUACUUUGCCUUCUUCAAGGAUGGUAAGAAGGUAGAUACAUUGGAGGGCGCAAAUCCAGCUAGUUUGGCCAACAAAGUUGCUAAAGUUGCAGGGUCGACCAAUGCUGGAGAAGUGGCUGCUCCUGCCAGCCUUGGGAUGGCUGCUGGACCUGCUGUCCUUGAAAGUGUCAGAGAGUUUGCAAAGGAAAAUGGUUCUUCCCAGAAGGAAAGCUCGUCAAUGUCAGGCCUCACCAGUGAUCCACUAAAAAAGCGUCUCCAAGAACUGGUCCAUUCACACUCAGUUAUGCUUUUCAUGAAAGGAAGCCCAGAAGAUCCUAAGUGUGGGUUUAGUCGGAAGGUCGUCGGAAUUUUAAAGGAGGAGGGGGUCAAAUUUGGGAGCUUUGACAUACUGGCAGAUAAUGAGGUGCGUGAGGGAUUGAAGAAGUUCUCCAACUGGCCAACAUUCCCUCAGCUCUACUGCAAGGGAGAGCUUCUUGGGGGCUGUGACAUCGUAAUUGCAAUGCAUGAGAGUGGUGAACUGGGAGAAAUUCUCAGAGACCAAGGAGUUCUUGCAGCAGGUCCUGAGGAGGCAAAAAGGAAUGGAGCAGGAAAUGUUUCUUCCCCUAAUCCCUUGGCGGGAAAGGGUGGUGUCUCGGUCUCCAAUGGCUUGAGUGUGGCCUUGACCUCGAGACUGGAGAGCCUCAUCAAUUCAAGCCCUGUCAUGCUAUUUAUGAAAGGAAAACCAGAUGAAUCCAAGUGUGGUUUCAGCAGCAAGGUAGUUGAGAUUCUUAGGCAGGAAAAGGUGGAAUUUGAGAGUUUUGAUAUCCUUGCUGAUGAUGAAGUACAAGAAGGGCUGAAGGUUUACUCUAACUGGUCCAGCUACCCUCAACUAUACAUAAGAGGUGAACUGAUUGGGGGAUUGGAUAUUCUGUUGGAAAUGCAGAAGAGUGGGGAGCUCAAGAGGGUAUUGACUGAGAAACCUCUUGAGGACUGGCUGAAGAAAGUGAUAUCUUCUUCUGCAGUGAUGCUUUUCAUGAAGGGUACACCUGAUGCUCCACGUUGUGGUUUCAGCUCUAAAGUUGUCAAUGCCUUGAGGGAGGAGGGUGUGAGCUUUGGGUCAUUCGACAUCCUAACAGAUGAGGAAGUGAGGCAGGGCUUAAAGACGUUCUCAAACUGGCCUACUUUUCCUCAGCUUUACUACAAAGGCGAGUUGAUUGGAGGUUGUGACAUUGUACAGGAACUGCAUAGCUGUGGUGAGCUCAAGUCUACGCUUUCCGAGUAGACUUGAUAAUCUAUUAUCCUCUCCAAGUAAAAAUUGUUUUAAAUAACAUGAUGGCAACUUCCAGUUUAAAUGUUUAACGAGUUUGCGCAAAGGUGUGUCUUAAUGAUAUUACACAUAUACCUUGCAUAUUGAUCAUCUUAACUUUGGUUAUCCUGUGAUUUGGACUUUGAUAUUCAUUAGGACAUAAAAUCUGGGCAAAUUUUUGUCAUGAGAUAUAAUUUACUCAUUUUGUACA